CAGAAGAAAAGUAUUGGAGAAGCUCUUUCCUGCCUCUCGUCCUGACAUGGCCAAUUCAAGCACAGAAGGCAGAAGUGUGUUACAAAGCCCAGUUUCAGAUCAAGUCGGGUCUACCGAAGCAUCAGAAGGAUAUCCAUGUUUACAAGACAAAAAGGGCUUGAUUCUGCCUCCAAGAAAAAUGUACACGGUGACUCCUCCUCCUGAAGACUAUGUACAGGAAGCUAACAGUGAAGUGAAAUAUGAAAACUCUGAGAGUAAUGAUGACAGUGACUGUGAUGCUUCAGAAGAGAAUUAUCAAGGGCAACCCAGGAAAAAGCGCAUUCGAAGGAAGAAGCAAAAGAAUGUUUUGCAGAACACUGAUAAUUCACAUGAAGGCCAAGUGGAAUGUAGGAAGCAUGAAAAUCCGACUGAAGAUAAUUUACAACUGGAACACACAGACGGCCAAGCUUUAAGUCGAAACAAAAAGAGAAAAAUGAAAAAGAAACGGCAAAAAGCAAGGAUGAGAGCGGUUGGCUUGCCAACAAAACCAACUGGUAUGGAUUUCACAUAUAAGCCAGAGAGGGAGGAAGGAACAAAUUUGGAAGAUGUGAAUAAAAAAACAGAUGACGUUCUGGAUUUUUUGCAAGCAACACAAGAAAUCUAUUUUUCUGACAAACGAUCAAAAUGCGAAGCACCAUCAAUGAAUUCAGAAAGUGUUUAUGAGAUUUUACAGCACCUUCAAUCUCAUCGCAUGGCUGUCUCAGAUGUCACUCUUCUGCACCAGAUGAAAUCCCUUGUUCUUCUGCAGGAUGUUGAAAGAAUAAAGGGUGCCAUAGAAGAGUUCCAGAUACAUUCAGCCAUGCCUCCUGAUGAUGCCAAGGCAAUCUCUUUGCUGUUUCUCUACUGGAUUACAGAUAUCCUUCCUGGGAAGAACAGGAAAUAAAGUUCAUGUGCACCUCCAUCUGUGGAGAGUUUAAAUUUAAUACACAGACUCUGAAUUGAAUUUUGGGAAGAUGCAGUGUCACUCAAGUGGGUUGCAAGUUCACUAAGACACUCAUCAGCUUAAGAAAAAAUGACUGCUUCCUCAAGUUAAUGGUCAAUUUAGAAAGACUUUUAAUAUUAGCAUAUGGGGUGAGAGAAACACAGAACCAAGUUUACGCUUUAAAUAGGGCUCCAGUUUAUUAUUGCAGUUGAAUUUGUCCAAGGGAGAACCACGUACAUAAGAGCCUUCAUAGCUACAAAAAAAUGAGAGACGCAUGUCCCCAGGGCUGGAAGCAACGGCGUGAUCUCCCGGCUGCCCAUCAGGCCUUACAACAUCCCCAGUCACUGCAUCGCCCAUUUUGGAGCAACAGCAUGAUCUCCCACACAGGAGAAAAGGGUGGUGGUGGCUGGGCUCCCGGCUGCCAUGUGUGCAAGAGAUAUGGGGACGAGAGGCAGAAAUCCCCUCCCAGGACAGCAUGCACAGCUCCCUCGGGCCGAUAUACUGCCCCCCCCCACAGAGUGGUUGCUGUGGGGGAAGGGAGAGAAAGGAGAUGUGCAGUCCCUGGUCCUUGAAUAAAGAAAGAACGGCAGCGCCUCUUCCCCAUGUUGAGCGAAAAGCACCAAGUGGACAUGCCAACCUCCAAAUGACGCUGUUAUUUGUUUAUACAAUGUCAAAAUGCAUAUUUUUCUAUAUAAAACAACGAGGGAAAACUUAUUUUUAUAUCCUUGCAUAUAAUUGUUUAUACAAAUC
Messenger RNA from Gekko japonicus, 1711 nucleotides. RefSeq names its product glutamate rich 1 (gene ERICH1). NCBI's taxonomy places the organism in Eukaryota, Metazoa, Chordata, Lepidosauria, Squamata, Gekkonidae. The record is from RefSeq and is a predicted model, not a curated record. The transcript is spliced from 5 exons. Bases 47 to 922 code for a protein of 291 amino acids.